Molecule: messenger RNA, 993 nt
Organism: Emiliania huxleyi CCMP1516
Lineage: Eukaryota; Haptophyta; Isochrysidales; Noelaerhabdaceae
Exons: 1
Coding region: 1-993 (330 amino acids)
Source: RefSeq, a predicted model, not a curated record
AUGCUGGUGUGCCUCGUCGCGGCGCUCGCGCUCGCGCCGCCGCUGGCGCGCGUUCUCCCCGCCACCCGCCGCGUGCCGCUUCCCGUCGUCGCCUCGGCGGCGGCAGGCAAGACGCUCGCCGAGCUCAAGGUCUACGAGCUCAAGGCGGUCUGCAAGGCGAAGGGGCUCAAGGUGAGCGGAAAGAAGGCGGACCUCGUCCGCCGGAUCGAGCUGUCUGCGCAGGGCAUCAUCGACGCGCCAAGGAGAGGGCCGCGCCGCGCGUCGGCCGCUCCAGCCGCGCCGCCGGCCGCCACCGCGUCAGCCGCCACGCCAUCGCCUCCGGCCGCCGCCACGCCAGCGCCGCCGGCCGCCGCGGCGCCGGCAGCAUCGCAGAGGCGGCCUCUGGAUCCACCCGCGGAGCUCGCGACCCGGGCCGCGCCCGUGGACGCGGACGUCCUCAGCGCCGAGGAGGGGUAUGCGGCCGACCGCGCCGCCGAGCGUGUGCGGCGGCGCGGGGAGAGGCGCGCAAAGCUGCAGUCGUACGUCGACGAGGAGUACCUCAAGGUGACGGGCGAGCUGGCGUCGGCGGCGGGCGCGCCGUACGGGCUGCUCACGCAGGUGGAGGCCGUGCGCCUCCUCGACGAGGCUCCGCCCGUCGAGCUGUCGGUCGCGCUUCCCGCCGCCCGGCUGCACAGCGACGCGGCCGCCGCGCGCGGGCGGCGGCUCGGCUGGUGCUCCGGCUUCGACGCGAGCAGCGGCACCGGCACGCUCGUCGACCUCGAGGAGAAGGCGGUCUGGCGGCUCGACCUCGCCUCGCUCGCCGUCUCGAGGGGGGUGCCUCCGGCCGAGCGAGCCCUCUCUGUGGGCGAGUUUGUAGAGUACGAGCCGGCGGCCGCCGCGGAGUUCGCGGCGGGCGGGGCGCCGCCGCCGUGGGUGCAGGGCAUCCUCGGCUGGCCGCUCAUGUGCGAGGCGCGCGCCACCGGCGCCGAGGCGCUGCUCUCCGGCCGCCAAUGA